This is a messenger RNA of Mandrillus leucophaeus (drill), 1123 nucleotides long. RefSeq names its product CD300 molecule-like family member b (gene CD300LB). Gene Ontology annotation, molecular function: transmembrane signaling receptor activity. Gene Ontology annotation, cellular component: plasma membrane. The record is from RefSeq and is a predicted model, not a curated record. The transcript has 4 exons. Bases 14 to 730 code for a protein of 238 amino acids. Lineage: Eukaryota; Metazoa; Chordata; Mammalia; Primates; Cercopithecidae.
AAAGGCGGUCUAGAUGCACAGAAGGUGCAAGCCUGAGCUCAGGCAGAACUUCCAGAGUGCAUCUGGGAUCCGCAUUUGCCACUGGUUGCAGAUCAGGUGGACGAGGAGCCGGGAAGGCAGAGCCAUGUGGCUGUCCCCCGCUCUGCUCCUUCUCAGCCUCUCAGGCUGUUUCUCCAUCCGAGGUCCAGUGUCCGUGAGAGGUCCAGAGAAGGGGUCCGUGAAGGUGCAGUGCCACUAUAAGCGAGGAUGGGAGACCCACGUCAAGUGGUGGUGCCGAGGGGCGCGCUGGGUCUCAUGCGAGAUCCUCAUUCAAACCAGAGGGUCGGAGCAAGAAGAGAAGAAGGACCUUGUGUCCAUCAAGGACAGUCAUACAGACUGCACAUUCACUGUGACCAUGGAGGGGCUCAGGCAAAAUGACUCAAACAUUUACUGGUGUGGGAUUCAGAGACUAGGGCCUGACCUUGGGACUCAAGUGCAACUGACUGUUGACCCAGAGGGAGCAGCUUCCGCACCAGCAAGCUCAUCUGUCAACAGCAGUAUCAGGGUGUCCAUCAGCACCCACAAGAGGAACCACUACAUGCUCCUGGUAUUUGUGAAGGUGCCCAUCUUGCUCAUCUUGGUCGGUGCCAUCCUCUGGUUGAAGGGGUCUCAGAGGGUCCCCGAGGAGCCAGGGGACCAGCCUAUCUACAUGAACUUCUCUGAACUUCUGACUAAAGACAUGGCCGCUUAGAGAGAUGGAUCUGCAGAGCCUUCCUGCCUUGGACCACGUUUCCAGAAGAGACUUGGGCUGUGGAAGGAACAUCUCUGAGUCCUCGGGUUGUGGCAACUGAGAUAGGGGCCCUGGCCUCUGCCCUGGCCUUGGAGCUGGUGGGCACCUCCCUGCCCACCAGGGCCGGGGCCUCUCCCAAGCCACUAUCACCUCCUGGGGUGCCAGCACCUGUUCUCUUGGUCAGGAGCUGCAGAGAUGGAGCUCAAGCCUGGAUGACUGUGUCCCCACUGCUGGAAUAACUCUGGCACAGAGCAUGGGACCAAAGUACAGAGAGAGGUUGGGGGAGACCCCCCCAGCUCUAGACUUCCAUCAUCCCAGAGACCAACUCAACACUGUCUUUGCCUUAGAGCCUGA